UUAAAACCAGAUAAGCCAUUGCACUGCGCUGCUUUCCAUCCCCCCUCUCCAUCUCCUUCCUUCCUUUCCCAGCAUCUUCUCCCCUAGUAUUCUCCGUUCAACGGAGCAACUAUAUUGAUCAUCCCUUCCUUUUCGUGUCACCAUUCUCUUGCGUUCCUUCCCUGGAUUUUUAUUCUCGAUUCUACUCUGACUCUGCAGAAACUUGAACAGAAAUAUAUGGCGUCUUUGGAAUCAAUUGUGGAUCCUAUUGGUUCAGAUACGUACCAAGAAGGCAAUCAGAGAAAGCGUAGGAAAAUCGAGCAUGAUGGCAGCAACGAUCAGAAUUCGCUCGCUCCGAUUCCGUGGAGAUCAGAGGCAGAGCAGCGGAUCUAUUCCUCCAAGCUCGUUGAAGCUCUCCGCCGCGUUCUUCGCCAGAGUUCUUCCGCUGCCAAGCCUCGCCCCGGACGCGAUGUUCGUGAGAUUGCCGACAGGGUUCUGGCAGUGACAGCGAAAGGCAGGACUCGGUGGAGUCGGGCGAUACUGGCCUCUCCUCUCAGCCGGAGAAAGUUCCAGAGGCAGCAUAGGAAGGUGAAGAAGGCGGCGAACGGAUUGAAGAAGCCAGAGGUUAGAAGGGAGAGAAGAAGGCUGCCGGCUGUGCAGAGGAAAGCGCGAGCUCUCAGCCGGUUGGUUCCCGGUUGCCGGAAGGUCUCGUUCCCGAGUCUUCUGGAAGAAACUACUGACUAUAUUUCGGCCUUGGAAAUGCAAGUGCGAGCCAUGACAGCACUCACCGAGCUACUCGGAGGUGGCGCGACGGCUGAUCGGCUCGGGCGGCCUCGACCGUGAAAACGUCGGAGGCGAGUAUGACGACUGCGUCGUUAAGCGCAGGCUUAGGUGUUUCUGCCUUUUUUCCCCUUUAAAUAUAUUGGAUUUUAAAUUUAAAUUCAUGCAUUUUAAUGUGUAUAUGGUUUUCGUUUCCUCCUUUUACUUUUAGAGCUGAGUUCCACCA
This is a messenger RNA of Neltuma alba, 985 nucleotides long. Its product is annotated as transcription factor bHLH147-like. The record is from RefSeq and is a predicted model, not a curated record. Gene Ontology annotation, molecular function: protein dimerization activity. NCBI's taxonomy places the organism in Eukaryota, Viridiplantae, Streptophyta, Magnoliopsida, Fabales, Fabaceae. The coding region runs from base 217 to 822 and encodes 201 amino acids. Gene Ontology annotation, biological process: regulation of DNA-templated transcription. The transcript has a single exon.